UGUUGUUGGUGUUCUCGCGAUUUUGUGAUUGAUAAUAAACAUUGUUUUCAAUGCCAUUGUAUCUAUUGUUGAUGAAGUGUUCCCAUUCCAUUUGUUACAUUUUGAUUUGUUGUUGUCACUUGUCAGUCCAGUUUAGUUAGGUGGGGUCCGGCCAGUCCAGCUUAUUUAAUUAAUUUAUUUGUUUUUCGUUUCACCCAACUGCCAACAGCCACAAAAAAUAAAUUAGAAGUACGCUGAGCAGCAAGGAAUCAACAGGAGAUGGCUGCAAGGAGAAAACCAAAAGCUGGACGAGGAGGACGUGACCUGUCUCAGUAUGGUCUGAUGUCAGUGGGUGGCGCCGACAUGGCCGGCCUGGCUGACGACGGGGAGCUGGACGUUUCUGACGCCGCUCUGGAAGACGAGCUGGCUCAGCUGCUGUCUGGAGCUGAGAUACAGGCUCCACGCCGACCGAAACCAAAGACUGCGGUGCCGGCGGACCAGCUGGCCGCAAUGACGGCAGCCUGUAUGAAGGACGACGACGAGAUCUCAGACGUGGACGAAAACGACCCUGAUCUGCUGGCGGAGCUGAUGGCCGUGUCCGGUGACGACGCUGCCCCGACACCCCCUCCCGUCACUUCCCCGGCCAGGGCGGCCCCUCCUCCUCCGGUGCCCAAACGCGCCGCACCGCCCGCACCGGGCCCGGCCGCCGCCCCCGCCCCGGCUCCGGCUCCGGCUCCGGCGAGCGACAUGGCCACUCUGCUGCUGGAGCGGCUGGAGAUGUACCGGGUGGCGGAGGCAAAUGCCAAGGAGGCCGGGCAGACCAGCCGCGCACGACGGUUCGUACGCGGUCUGAAGACCCUGGAGGACCUGCUGAAGCGGGCUCGGGCCGGCCGGGCUAUCGAUGAGGAGGAUAUUCCGCCGCCGGUGUACACGGCCGCCGCCCACAGCACGCCGGCCGCCCCCGCCCCCGCCCCCGCCCAAAGCCCGCCGGCCGCCCCCGCUGGGGAGCAGGCCGACGCGCCGCCGCCCGCCGAAAACGCUCCAUCGCCGUCCAAGGCGCCUCGGCCGGACGAACCCGCACCGUCACCCUCCGUCCACCCCCGUCUGGGAGAGGUGCAGGACAGGAUGGGCCAGUACAAGCACGCCGCCGUGCUGGCCAAAAAGGCAGGGGACAAGGAGACAGCCCUGCAGUACGUCCGGGUAGUCAAGGCGUUUGAGCAGGUGAUAGCAGCCAUGGAGGCGGGUGAAACUGUCGACCUGAGCGACAUGCCCCCUCCGCCACCGUCCGCCGCCCCCGCCGCUGCCGAAGGCUCGUCGUCGUCCGGAGGGCGUCCGCCGCUGCGGCGCCGCUCCACCCGCGGCGGAAUUCCGCUGGACGAGCCGGUGGUGGUACCUGAGGGCGGUCCUCCGCCAGCCGACCCGUCACUCUAUAACGCGCCGCCGCCACCGACUACUGUGCUGGAUGCACUGCAGCAGAGAUUGGAGAGGUACAAGCAAGAGGAGACUGAGGCGAAGGAAUCUGGCAGCGGCAGUAAGGCGCGACGAUACGGUCGCAUCUGCAAGCAAUAUACGGACGCCAUCCGACGGCACCAGGCUGGCAAACCAGUGGCCUUCGACGAGCUACCCACCCCUCCCGGAUUCGGACCUAUUCCAACCGAAGGUGCUGGUGCCGCCUCCCCUGCCCCUGCUGCGGCCCCCGCCCCCGCAGCAGCAGCAGCAGCGGCGGCAGCGGCAGAAAAACCCAGCCCAGCCGGCGCCAAGGCCGGCGUCACCCGGCAAAAAUCCAUCGGUCAGCAGACGCGCCAGCAGAAGCAGCGUGCCUUCCUCGACCAACGCCGUAAGCUGUUCCUCCAGGCAGCGCUCCAAGCCAAGAAGGACGGUGACAAGGCGGCCGCGCUCGAGUACCUCCGCUCGGCAAAGGGCUUCGAGCCGCUACUGGAGGCCACAGAGAAUGGCCUACCGGUCAACAUGGACACGCUGCCGAUCCCGCCUCAGGAGCGGGCCAAGGCGACCACGGCCGACUUCGAGGUGGUGUCUCGCGAGGAGGCGAUGGACGCGUCGGCCACCGGCGACGACGCCGAGCUGGCCGAGCUGUUCCAGAAACUGGAGGCCGACCUAGUGCGACAGGCCACGGUGUGUCAGACCAACCGCGACCACUACCAGAGCCUGGGCGAGGUGGCCGAAGCCAACAAGUUCGACCGGCUGGCGCAGAACUGUCUGAAGGAUCUGGACGCCUUGCGGCAUGCGUACCGACGCGGUGACUUCGUGCCCAAGUUCCACUACGAAACCCGCGAGUUUCAGAUCGUCAAGGCCUGUACGGACCUGAACAGCAACGACCUGGAGAUGACCAUCGUACGGGGGGUGAACUACAACGUCUCCAAUCCCAAGGACGUCGACACCUACGUGAAAUGGGAGUUCCCCUGGCCUCAGGAGGCGCCCACCUACGAUAAGACAGGGAAGGUGAAGAACACCAACAACCCGGAAUACGACGCCAAGUUCAUGAUCGCCAUCGAUCGCAGCUCCCGGUCCAUGAUGAGGAUAUUUCGGCGACAGAGUAUCAAAUGCGAGGUCUGGGAACGAGGGGCCCGCUGGCGCCGCUGCCGCUCACCGUGCUGUUCUAUCGGCAGUCAUCUGUUUGGCUGGACGGACCAGCUCAUCGGCACCGCCCAGGUCAAACUGGAGGACCUGCAGGACAAGUGCGUCGUCCACAAGGCCUACAACAUCGUCGAGGGUCGACGCACGGUCAAGGGCAAGCUGGAGGUCAAGAUGCGCAUGCGUAAGCCGGCAGUGUCCGACCAAGUGGAACAGAUCAAGGAAAAGUGGCUCGUCAUCGACAAGCUGUAGGCUCAGUUACACUGCCUGGCGGAAGUUUUCAGCUUGGUCUACAGCUCAGCCUGUGCACGCAGCAGCUUAGCCUGCUCUUUAGCCUAGAGUGGAGCGUUCAAUCUUUUCACACUCUCACACACCUUCAGUCCAGAGUGCAGCACAGCCGUGUUUUAGAGCAAAUCGGUCUGGGGCCCUGGGGGCCACUGCUACUACUAUUUUGGUGGUUUGCUGCCUGGUGGGUGUUGAACACUCACACAAGCUGCUGAUGUAGGCUAUUGAUGCUGAAUCGGUGCUGUAUGCGGGCCAGUCUCCUGGCCUAGUUCGCUGGUAUUACGAAGUCGCCUGUGAUGACUACAUGCUAUAACACAGCACCCGGCGUUCCUAUGUAGCCGUGUUGGUGGUGCGUACGCUUUGUGGCAUGUAGCGCAGUUCUGUGCCUUUAGGCGAACGCCGUGGGUGAUGCUUUACGCGAUGAAAGACUGCACGACUGACUUCAAACUCUGUCUACUACUGAGAUGGGAUGGCGUCGAUUAUAUGCGCCGCUGCGUUGUGACGGCUCGUGUAGGGCACUGGGAUGCCAUCGCAGCUGAAACCUUUGGCCUCAGGCAGUGCCCCUGGGCAAGCUGCGGAGCUCCGCCACGCCACGCCCAGCCCCUGGCCUUGCCCGCACUGGCGGCCACCGGGCGGCUAUUUCUGUCCGUCCGUGUGGCGUGAGGCGGUGCAGGGGCGGGAGCUGCGUGUGCGAGCCGCCCACCGGGCAGCCAGCCUGGCUGAGGUCCAGUUACACUACUGAACUCCGGCCCAACACAGCUGAUCCAGCAGGGGCCCUGCUACGGAACAGGGCGGGUGCUACGCAAACUGAUGUGAUGGAUUGCACGCUGGUCGGUGUGUCGAUGUGACAGGGCCAUUAGGCUGGGUGCUGUGUAUACUUCUGUGGUCGCGGGCGCUGGCUAGACGGACACUGCCGUCCGACUCCCAGGUCCGCUACGCUCUGCAAUGGAGAUCAUAUAUUGGGGCCGGGGCUAUUGUGAUGUCUGCCUGUGCUAUCACAUGAAUAAACGUAAUGAUGCAACGCA
Molecule: messenger RNA, 3881 nt
Organism: Amphibalanus amphitrite
Lineage: Eukaryota; Metazoa; Arthropoda; Thecostraca; Balanomorpha; Balanidae
Product: coiled-coil and C2 domain-containing protein 1-like
Exons: 17
Coding region: 259-2823 (854 amino acids)
Biological process (GO): regulation of transcription by RNA polymerase II
Cellular component (GO): nucleus
Molecular function (GO): RNA polymerase II cis-regulatory region sequence-specific DNA binding; DNA-binding transcription repressor activity, RNA polymerase II-specific
Source: RefSeq, a predicted model, not a curated record